Molecule: messenger RNA, 405 nt
Organism: Mya arenaria
Lineage: Eukaryota; Metazoa; Mollusca; Bivalvia; Myida; Myidae
Exons: 3
Coding region: 19-405 (128 amino acids)
Source: RefSeq, a predicted model, not a curated record
UGACUUUUGACUUAGGCUAUGCAUUAUACACGUGCUCCAGAAGCUGAAGGGAACUACGUUGAUUUCAGACACAACUACUCGACUGAAAAAUAUGAAGAUGACAACUUGGAUAGUGUUCUGUGUCUGUUUCAUAAUACUGCUCGGUAUUGCCCAAGCUACUGUGCCAAGCAAUACUUCCGGCACGAUGCUACUGAUCCGUUUGCUGGGGCUCGAAGCGUUGUAGUUGGAAAAAGCACAUCGAACCAGCGCAUUGAGAGGUGGUGGGGUACAUUACGACAAAAUGGAAUACAUUGGUGGAUUAACUUUUUCAAAGACUUACGCGAUACAGGGACGUUUAAUGAGCUGGACGCAAUACAAUGUGAGAACUUAAAAUUUCGCUUUAUGGAUCUCAUACAAACCGAGUAA